Messenger RNA from Oncorhynchus nerka (sockeye salmon), 2829 nucleotides. RefSeq names its product neuronal acetylcholine receptor subunit alpha-3-like. NCBI's taxonomy places the organism in Eukaryota, Metazoa, Chordata, Actinopteri, Salmoniformes, Salmonidae. Gene Ontology annotation, cellular component: synapse; plasma membrane; neuron projection. Gene Ontology annotation, molecular function: acetylcholine-gated monoatomic cation-selective channel activity; transmembrane signaling receptor activity. The record is from RefSeq and is a predicted model, not a curated record. Gene Ontology annotation, biological process: chemical synaptic transmission; nervous system process; signal transduction.
UGCGCAGCGCCCAGAAAAAUGUCUCUCUACAUUUUACCCAUCGACUCCUUCUGUGUGUUUACCAAAUAGUCCCAGUUCUUAUCUAAAAGGCAUCCCCAGAGCGCCGAGGUGUAGAUGAGUUCCUCCAGGAAAGUCACCGUGCUGCUUAUGCUGGUGGUCCUGACAGUGCAAGGUUGUUUGUCAUCCAAGGGGGAGGACAGGCUGUUCAGGAAGCUAUUCAGGAGAUACAACCAGUUCAUCAGACCAGUGGAGAAUGUCUCUGACCCUGUUACCGUGGAGUUUGAGGUCUCCAUAUCCCAGCUGGUCAAAGUGGAUGAAGUCAAUCAGAUUAUGGAGACAAAUCUUUGGCUGAGACAUGUCUGGAAUGACUACAAGCUGAAAUGGUUUCCCGUUGAGUAUGACGGACUUGAGUUCAUUCGUGUGCCCUCCAAUAAAAUAUGGAGGCCGGACAUCGUCCUCUACAACAAUGCUGUGGGAGACUUCCUGGUUGAGGACAAAACCAAAGCUCUGCUGAAGUUUGAUGGCACCAUCACCUGGAUCCCCCCCGCCAUCUUUAAAUCAUCCUGCCCCAUGGAUAUCACCUACUUCCCCUUUGACUACCAGAACUGCUCCAUGAAGUUUGGCUCCUGGACCUACGACAAGGCCAAGAUCGACCUGGUGCUAAUAGGGUCAAAGGUGAAUCUCAAAGACUUCUGGGAGAGCGGCGAGUGGGAGAUCAUCGAUGCCCCGGGCUACAAACACGACAUCAAGUACAACUGCUGUGAGGAGAUCUACCCAGACAUCACCUACUCCUUCUACAUCAGACGCCUCCCUCUCUUCUACACCAUCAACCUCAUCAUCCCCUGUCUCCUCAUCUCCUUCCUCACCGUCCUCGUCUUCUACCUCCCCUCUGACUGUGGAGAGAAGGUGACCCUCUGUAUCUCUGUCCUCCUGUCCCUCACUGUGUUCCUCCUGGUCAUCACUGAGACCAUCCCGUCUACAUCUCUGGUCAUCCCCCUCAUCGGGGAGUACCUCCUCUUCACCAUGAUCUUCGUCACCCUCUCCAUCGUCAUCACCGUGUUCGUGCUGAACGUCCACUACCGUACGCCCAUGACUCACACCAUGCCGGCCUGGGUCCGGUCUGUGUUCCUGGGGUUGCUGCCCAAGGUGAUGCUCAUGAGGAGGCCUGUAGACCAGGGCUGCCCCUCUGUGGGGAGUGGGAGAGGAGAUGGAACAGGAGGGGGGAGUAUUGGAGGUGGAGGUGUGGGAGGAGGAGCGAGGGGAACGGGGAAGAAGAGGAAAAACAGUAUUGGAGGACGAAUAGGGGGAGGGAUAGGGGGAGGGUGUGUGCAGGUGGACGGGGGUGCGGUCGCAGCCGAAAGGGGGCAGGUGGGGGCGAUGAACUGUGUAGAGUACGGUGAAGUGCAAAACAAGCCAACGUUCCCCUGUAAGGGGAAAGAGGUGCCCAUCCCCACCGCCCCGGUGGUUCCCCCUCCUGCCCCUUCUGAGCCGGACCUACCCAAACUGCCCCGAGCUCUCAACGCCCCACCCAACAUCAACGCAGUGGUGGCCUUCUCCGCGGUGUCACCAGAAAUCAAACAAGCCAUCGAGAGUGUCAAGUACAUCGCUGAGAACAUGAGGACACGCAACAAGGCCAAAGAGGUGGAGGAUGACUGGAAGUACGUAGCCAUGGUGAUUGACAGGAUCUUCCUGUGGGUGUUUGUGACGGUGUGUAUCACUGGAACUCUGGGACUGUUCCUACAGCCUCUCAUCGGCUUCUUCACAUGAACCGUGACACUACUCUUUUCUCCUUUCUUUGUUGUCUUUCUGUUUCCGUUAUCCUCUCAUUCUCUCCAAUCGUCAAUUUUUCUAUUCUCUCUCUCACACUCCCAUUAUUUAUUUCCUCUUCUACUGGCAUCUAUUAUCUUCCUGUCCAAAAGCCGGAAAAAUACAUGUAUUUGUAUUUUUUAAAUGGCAUUGCCUCAUUAUAACCAGUGAUUUACUGUGUAACCCUUUUCUUAGGACAACUACAUUCUUACUGGUUACCAUCUCUGUUACUAGCCCUGUAUUAUGCCAGUAGAGAAGUUAGUUCUUGUUCUAGACAUGAUGCCAAACGGAUCUAGAAUAUGUAGCUCUGUGCCGUAUGUAGUCAGUGGCUGACUGAAGGAGUAACCACACGAUGCCUCUUUCUUAAUGGCAUACUGUUCAUGUUAUGAUACUGUAGUCUACUGAUUUGUUCAUGAUAUAAAUUUGUUAUAUCUCUAUCUUCACUCCUGUGCUAUGCUUAAGGUCAGGAGUAUUUCCUUACCAGGAACAACUCUAUGGAAAUACUCCUGACCUAAGUUAUACUUUCUAUACAAUACCAGUCAAAAGUUUGGACACCUAAUCAAUCCAGGGUUCUUCUUAAUUUUUUUAACUCUUUUCUACAUUGUAGAAUAAUAGCGAAGACACCAACACUAUGAAAUAACACAUAUGGAAUCAUGUAGUAACCAAAAAAGUGUUAAACAAAUCAAAAUAUAUUUUAUAUUUGAGAUUCUUCGAAGUAGCCACCCUUUGCCUUCAUGACAGCUUUGCUGUAGAACACACAAAACACACACACACACAAAAUAGUUUGUGUCCAAGCUUUUGACUGGUACUGUACAAAAUAUAUAGAUGAUGCAUGAUUAAUGAUGCUAACUUUAAAUAAGGUUUCUGUACAGACAUGGUUUUAUGACUUUAAUAUACCAUGAUAGCAUGUUUACAUAUCACACUGGGGUUGGCUAACCACUCAAUGUAAAUGUACAAACUGUAAAGACACUUUGAAAUGCACGUUGUGGAUUAAAACCUCUCUGUAAAAGAUGUGAAAACCCA